CGGGGCAACCUAUGAUAAAGAUCCGAAAACUGGAAAGGUAGAUCGUGGCAAGCUGAUCCCGAUAAAGGGCAGGCCAUUGUUCAUGAUACCCCAGUUCAAACGUCUCCACACAAGCAAGCCAGGAGGGCCGUACGUGCUGUACCGCUACCAGCUGCAAAUACUCACCAGGCCCCUGGACUACAUGAAGAUCGUCCUUCUGGGAUGCCUGGUCGGAGGUGUGGAUUCUGACAACAGCAUGGCCCAGGUGAUUGCCCUCUUCUGCAUCUCACUGCUCGCUCUCCUCCUCACCCGCCUGUCAAGGCCCUUCCCUUCCAGACUCGACAUGGCCGUCACCUUGCUGGCUGAGGCGGCAGACGUGGUCACCUUUGCCCUUGGCAUAGUCUUACUGGCGGGCCCAAACGAAGAUCGUGACUUUCGGCUGAGGAUAGGCACAGCGAUGCUGUGUGUGGAGGGCGUGGCCCUCCUGACCACCCUUGUUGAACACCUCAUCAUUGGCUUCGGCAUCUGCGGGUGGCUUCGAGGGAAGCACAGAGAGAAGAAAACAAAGCCAUCCAAAUUUGUGGCCGUGGUGGAGAAGGUGAUGAUGCAGAAUACCAGGCGACUGGAAAGAAAGUAUUUUGAGCGAUGGAUGGUGAAGGUGCUUAGGAGGGGGUUGCACAAUCGGCCACUGAGGGGGGAGGAGCGUUCCUGGAAGGAGAAUUUUGGGCACGGGUGGAAGCAGCUUACCGGGGAUGUGGGAAAGAGUGCCAAGGGGGUUCGCGCCAUUAACAGGAAGGUUGGCAGGAGCAGCCGCUCUCGCCUCAUCAACAGCGAAAGCCCAUCUUCCGCUCAUGGUCAAAAUGGAGCCGAGAGGGUGGCUCAUUGA
Messenger RNA from Ostreobium quekettii, 865 nucleotides. The record is from the annotation of a GenBank genome assembly. NCBI's taxonomy places the organism in Eukaryota, Viridiplantae, Chlorophyta, Ulvophyceae, Bryopsidales, Ostreobiaceae.